AUGGGGUCUUCAAAUGUUAGAGACAUUUUAACUUCCUUCAGUCCAUCUAUGGACUUCUUUGCUAUCAGCCCCGGUGAUGGUCGAAUAAAGAUAUGGGACACCGUGCAGGGUAGGGUCCAAACAGAGUUUUCUGAUGUUACUUCAAACGAAAGUACAGGUAUAUUUGGACAGGGAGGAGGACACCUUUCAAUGGAUUAUACAUGUAUGAAGUGGUUGUCAGUGGACAAAAAGAAAAAAAGGAAGCUUGGAACUUCUCUAUUGGUGUUGGGAACGGGUGGUGGCGAUGUUCUGGCAUUGGAUGUAUUUGCUGGUCAGUUGAAAUGGAGGGUUAAUGAUUGUCAUCCCGGGGGCGUUAGCGCAAUUUCAUUUCCUACUCAUGGUCCACGCAUUUACACUGCUGGUGCUGAUGGAAUGGUUUGUGAACUCGAUUCAAUGUCAGGAAACUUAUUGCGAAAGUUCAGUGCUUCUUCUAGCAAAGCAGUAUCUUCUAUUUCCGUUUCACCAGAUGGAAAAUGGAUAGCAACUGCAGCGGCCCAAUUAAAGAUUUUCAACGCCUCAAAUCACAAGAAAGUGCAGAAGUUUUCAGGCCAUCCUGGGGCUGUUAGAUGUAUGAUUUUCUCUGAAGAUGGGAGAUAUGUGCUUUCUUCUUCUGUGGGUGAAAGAUAUGUUGCAGUCUGGAAAAUUGACGGUAGCAAAACCAAAUCAGCAUGUGCAUUUAUUACAAUGGAUCACCCUGCUAUCUUCUUGGAUAGCAGGUGCAUUAGUAGCAGUGAUCCAGAUGAUGAGGGUCUAUGUAUUUUGGGUAUAUCAGAAAUGGGUGUGUGUUAUUUUUGGCAUGGAAAGACAAUUGAUGAAGUACGCAAUUCCAAACCCACAAAGAUCAGCAUAUCUGAUGAUGAUGGAGUUUUAAAGAAACACAAGAGACCAAUUCCUAAUGUAUUUGCUGCAAAGCUACAAACGGUUUCUGAGCCUGCUUGUGGUCAUGUGUUUCUUGCCUAUGGUUUCCUAAUAAAACCAUCAUUUGAGAAAGUUCUGGUGCACUCUGGAACAGACUUAAAGUUAAAUAGUUCAGAUGAUGGAAUCCUUCUCAAAAGGCAGAAUCAAGUUACUGCUCUGGAUCGUGCAAAUGCUGAGGGUGCAUUGCUUCCUAAGCCCAAAGUUUUGGAGUUGAUGGAUGGAAAGAAUGGAGCUAAUUCUGUGGCAAAUAAAGAUAAAAUAGAUGUUGAUACUGGAACACUAUGCAUGGAGGACAAGCUGAGAUCUUUAGGGAUACUUGGUAAUAUCGAUUCCACGCUUAGCUCAAUAUUGGAUUCAAAAAUGUUGAAGGGUAUUGAUCUUGAAGCUAUUGUGCCGUUAAAAAAGGUAAAGGCAGCAAUCUUAUCCAUGGAACCUGAUGAUGCUUUCAACUUGCUAAAAAUCUUGGUGGAUGUCUGGCUAUCCAGAUCUCGCAGUGGGAAGCUCAUUCUUCCAUGGAUACGCUGUAUAUUGGUGUAUCACGGCAAUUAUGUUAAAUCUCAGGAACCAAAACUUCUAGAUUCCUUGUACGAGCUUACCAACUCAAAAGGUGUAGCCAUGAACUCUUUAUUCCAGUUGUCUGGUCGUCUGCAACUUGUAUCAGCGCAGAUUGACAAGGCAACAAAUUAUAAAAAUCACGUCAUGGAACAUAAUGAGCAGAUGGAAGAAAAUGAAGUUGAAGAUGUUGACGAAGUUUUUUAUGACGUUGAUGAAGAUUCUCAAACUAGUAGUGGCAGCGAUAAUUAG
Fraxinus pennsylvanica is the source of this 1761-nucleotide messenger RNA. NCBI's taxonomy places the organism in Eukaryota, Viridiplantae, Streptophyta, Magnoliopsida, Lamiales, Oleaceae. The record is from the annotation of a GenBank genome assembly.